AUGUUGAUUAUUUACAAAAUUUUUAAUCCUGUAAGCCUUUAAGUACAAUAUAAAAAAACAAAUGACCAUCCUAACUGGUAAUUACCAUCCAACUAGCGAUAGUGACUUAUUAGAAGUAGAAAUUUUGUUGUUGGAUAUUUUGAACAAAGUGGAAGCUAGUGGGAGCCAGUGACAAAAUGGAUGAGAGGCCUAUAGAUGAGACGACGCUGACGACGACAAUAAGGCUUCCCGAAAAGAUGAGAACUGGUAUGAUAAUCCCAAUAUCAAAGAAGACCUUCUUCAACACAAAUUGGAAGCCAAAAGCAGCUCCCCUCUGCGCUUACGACAUGCUGUACCACCCACCCGACUACAAUCCUAAGUCAGCUCGCUCCGAUCGACAGGAACCUAAAAUCAUCCGAAAGAAUAUUUGGGCCCAAGAACGCCACAAGCUUAUACCAUCUACUACCCAUUUUGUCCAUGGAAGACCAACAUGGCCGAUCCUCGAUCGACCCACUAAGCAGUUCGUGAGGAUAGUCGUGAAAAAUGAGAAUCCUCAUAUGCGUAUCAACCAUAUACUGGAAUGGGCUGAAGUAGCCGACGAAGGAUUGAUGUCACUGUGUAUUUAAUCGACCUCCGAACUAUAAUU
Messenger RNA from Spodoptera litura, 625 nucleotides. RefSeq lists its product as uncharacterized. The record is from RefSeq and is a predicted model, not a curated record. NCBI's taxonomy places the organism in Eukaryota, Metazoa, Arthropoda, Insecta, Lepidoptera, Noctuidae.